GGAAGUAGUUUAUAUGAAUUCGGCGCCUCCUUCAAAAACCCUAAUCUUUCUGUCAUAAGCCCCUCUCCUCCUGCAACCUCCAAAUCAACCUCAAACAGCUAAUCAACCAUGCCGAAGAGAAGCAAAAAGAGUAAGAGCAAGAGAGUAACAUUGAAACAGAAGCACAAGGUAAUAAAGAAGGUGAAAGAGCAUCAUAAAAAGAAGGCCAAAGAGGCGAAGAAGCUUGGAUUGAACAAAAGGCCUAAGGUUGAGAAGGAUCCGGGUAUCCCUAACGAUUGGCCUUUCAAGGAACAAGAGCUUAAGGCUCUCGAGGCUCGUCGUACUAAGGCGCUUGAGGAAAUUGAGCAGAAAAAAGCUGCUCGUAAAGAGAGGGCUAAAAAGAGGAAAUUGGGUCUACUGGAGGAUGAUGGUGAUGAUAUCACCAACCUGGCUGAGCAGGUUUCUGCUAAAGAACAGGAAUCUGGUGAGAGAAAAGCUGCUAACAAUUCAACAGCAACUCGGGAGAGGUCGUUUUACAAGGAGUUGGCCAAAGUUAUUGAAGCAUCAGAUGUCAUUUUGCAAGUGCUUGAUGCUCGAGAUCCCAUUGGUACCCGAUGUAAUGAUAUGGAAAAGAUGGUCUUGAAAGCUGGCCCUGAAAAACAUCUUGUGUUGCUUCUCAACAAAAUAGAUCUUGUUCCCCGUGAAGCUGCUGAAAAGUGGCUCAAGUAUCUUAGAGAGGAGUUGCCAGCAGUUGCUUUUAAGUGUAGCACUCAAGAGCAGAAAUCUAAUCUGGGAUGGAAAUCCUCAAAGGCUGCAAAAAAGACGAGUAAUCUUUUACAAACAAGUGAUUGUCUAGGAGCAGAAACUCUUAUAAAGCUACUCAAGAAUUACUCAAGAAGCCAUGAUAUUAAAAAAUCAAUUACUGUGGGUGUAGUUGGGUUGCCUAAUGUAGGCAAGAGCAGUCUAAUUAAUAGCUUGAAAAGAUGUCAUGUUGCCAAUGUUGGUGCUACACCUGGUCUAACAAGAACAAUGCAAGAAGUUCAAUUAGACAAGAAUAUCAAAUUGUUGGAUUGCCCUGGUGUUGUGAUGAUUAAAUCUAGGGAGAAUGAUGCAGCUGUAGCUCUUCGGAAUUGCAUGAAAAUUGAGAAACUAGAUGAUCCUGUUUCUCCAGUGAAGGAAAUUCUAAAGUUAUGUCCAGCAGAAAUGUUGGUAACUUUAUAUAAGAUUCCUGCUUUCGAUUCUGUUGAUGACUUUCUUUCCAAGGUUGCUACUGUGAGGGGUAAGCUCAAAAAGGGUGGCGUUAUGGACAUCAAUGCUGCUGCAAGAAUCGUAUUGCAUGAUUGGAAUGAAGGUAAAAUCCAAUACUAUACAAUGCCUCCCACAAGGAAUGAAGGAGAGGAGGCUAUGGAAGCAAAGAUUGUAUCAGAAUUAAGUAAGGAGUUCAAUGUGGAUGAAGUUUAUGGCACUGAAUCCUCAUAUAUUGGCAGCCUUAAAUCUGUAAUUGAAUUCAAUCCUGUUGAGAUUCCACCAAGUGACCCUCUUGCUUUCGAUGAAUCCAUGCUCGAGGAUGAGAAACAAACCACUGAAAAAGAAAAUGCAUUAGAAAGCAGCAUGAAUGAAGAUCAAGCCAUGGCAGAAAAAGAUGCAGAGGAAAGUGAAGUGAAGAAGACAAGUAGCAAACAAAACAAGAAAGUAAAGAAAGCAGAAAAGAAGAAGAGAAAGGAGAAAGCGAAAAAAUCUGCUGCUGUGGAUGAAGAUGAGUCCAUGGAUGGUGAUUAUGAUUUUAAGGUGGAUUAUGUGAAGAAGGGAUCUUCUGCCAUGGAUGUUGGUGAGGAAGAAGAUGAUGAUGAUGAUGAUGAUGUUUCAGUUGAAGAAAAUGGAAUUGACAAAUCUGCCUUGCCAGAGACAACAGUGGAGGUUGAUCAGAGUGAAGCUACAAAGUAGUAGAGGAUAACAAUUUUUGGUUUUUUUUUUUGUUUUACAUCAUUGUACCUUCAAAUUUUUUAUUAAUGCUUGAAAAAUCUAUUCAGUUAUAGCGAAGCACUUUUAAUUUUUUUUAUCAUGUUAUGCAGUG
This is a messenger RNA of Lactuca virosa, 2053 nucleotides long. The record is from the annotation of a GenBank genome assembly. Lineage: Eukaryota; Viridiplantae; Streptophyta; Magnoliopsida; Asterales; Asteraceae.